UUUUUCGUGUCCCGUUUCCGCCCGCUCCUCUCCGCGUGCCCUCGGGCUCGGGGGCCGCGAAGGGCGGAGCAGUUGGCGUCGGCGGGAUAGUGGGCGGUGAGGGGCAGGCGGCGAGGGCGGGAGCGGGACAGGCCUGGUGGGCAGUCAUGGCGUGGCCGCGGUGCUACGGGACGGGGUCUUGGCUUUUUAUGGUCUCCGGGGGUUUGGCGUCACGCAAUUAUCUCACGAAGUUGGUUGUGUGAAGAGACCCUCGAGCGCAGCGUCUCGAUGAGGCUUAGCGUCGCUUUAUAGUGCGAUAAAGCCCUUACAGACUGUUGCGUUCCUUCCACGUCUGUCGGCAGUAAUAAACGGAAAAUGGAUACCCGCUAACUGGGUCUGAGAAAUCAUACAUAAAAAAACCAAAGCUGACGAAAGCUACGCCUGCUCUGUGAUGCGUAUGGCCUCAACAGUGAAGCUUCUCCAUGCUCUUCAUAAUCUUGUCCCAUCCGUCAGUGGUUUUCAGAAAAGGAAAUUAAAGGCAAGGCUGUGUGUCACAUUUUCAGAUGGCCGAAUCAGAACCUCAGGAAGCAAACUACGAUAACAUGGUGAAGACGGUGGAGGACCUGAACAGGGACUUAGAAAAACUUCUGGAGGAAGUGGAAAAACUAACAGUGCAGGCAACGUGGAUGGCAUAUGACAUGGUAGUCAUACGUACCAACCCAGACCUGGCCAACUCCAUGAGGUGUUUGGAAGAUGCCUUCCUGAGUUGCAAAGAGGAGAUGGAGAAGAAAUGGCAAGAGGCGCUAAUGGAAUCUAAAGGUGAAGAGCAAAAAAAUGAAUAAAUUUAAUUAAGUCGUGCUGGCAGAACUACAUCCCUUGGAAAAUCACUCCAGCCUUUUUGUUUCCCAGCCGUGGAGGUUUCACAGACACUGCGGUAAAUGGAUUGGCUUUCGUCUUGCUAAGAACUACUUAUGUGUAUACAUCUAUGGAAGUAUUUUAAUGAAAUUACACACACACAUAUAUAUUUAUAUCGUUGAAGGUAAAAGGUAACAAUGUGUCUAUUUUUAUUAUGCUUAUCAGUAAUCCUUGUAGUGUGUGUGCAUAUGCAACUUACAUGCUUUCUGUGUCUUUCUUCCUGGAAGAUCAUACUCACUUCGUUGUCAAUAUAUGUGGAAUUCUUUGAGACCUGGACAAAUGGAUGGAGGGGAGCAUGGGGGGUGCCAUGGACCACUGCAGUGGUAUCACACCAGCACAUGCCUUUCAAGGAAAACUGAAUAAUUACUUUUUUUUCCAAAUGAAAAACCGGUGAAAUUGUAGAUUUGCAGGUAGAUUGAGUUAGUUUGACGUGGGAUUGCCAACUAGGUGUUCAGUUACAGAAUGUUAUUAUUCAGAUAGCUUAUCUGUAGUUGCUUCAUUUUGUUUCCUUGGGUUUUUAACCAUAUCUUUGGACUACUUUUCCCAGAAAGAUUGCUCUUCUCAAACCUUCUGACGGUAGCAUUUAAGAAAAAGUUUACCAUUAUAGACUGUGUUGUGUGUGGUGUUGUCUGUGGGAUUGCUGCAGAAACCAAAUUAACCAUGUUAUUAAACAUGCAUUUCUCCGUAUGUUCCUGCUAUGCAAUACUAAAAAAGAAAAGAAAAAAAACCACCAACCCUUUUCUUUUGUAGUCAAGAUGUGUAGUCAAGAGCACCACCUUCUGGCUUGCAGUUAAUGCAUAAAUGAGUAUUUUAUCGGAGAUGGACGUCAAUGCAAGUUUUGAGAAGAAUCUUCCCUUUCAUUAAAACUUAGUCUCUUUUAGCUAGAAAGUAAGCACCACAUAGCAAGUGAGAGCAUCUCCUCUGAAGAGCCAUUUACUGAUUUAAAUCACAUCUUAAUGAUCUCUCGGAGUUGGCUAAUUUUUAGACUGUGCAUUCUCUUGAGAUUGCUUGAUCUUGAUUCACAGACAGGAUGUUUACCCCACUGAAAUGAAAAAUAUGUAAGUAUUUUCACUUUUUUUUUUCCAAUGCUACCUAGUGUUUCUAGAGGUAUAAAUCAUAAAGAACAUCAACUUUGAACUCUACUCUUGACUUUCCAGUGGGUAGGUCUUCAUUCCAGCCAAGGUAGGGCAAAAUGGCAGAUCAGCAUGAGGAAACUUAUACUUUGAUUAAUCUCUGGAGGAUUUUUAAUGACAUGUUGUUACUUUGGUACCUUUGAUUACAUUGUCUUCACUCUUUAAUUCUGUAUUAAAAACUAAAUUCUUUGAAGAGGCACAGUCUUUAACAGUUUGUGUAGGAACAUACUGAAUUUUAUGAUUUUGUGUGACCUUUGGGCCAUAAAGUGCCACAUAUAGAUUGACUGCAGAUUUUCCAAAAAGCUCAGUUUUCAUUUAAACAUUUAAGCUAAGUGGCCAGUGUUUAAAAAAAAAUUUUUUUUUCAAUCCAGCAGUCCCAUUGAGAAUAGAGAAUACUGCUCAAAACCAACACUCUAAAAAAAUGUCUUCUGAUUAAAUGUGACAUUCAGUGAAGUUAUAUCUUUUACGUGAAGCUGAAUCCUACUUCCUGUGAUUGUAAGGCUGCAAUAAGUGAGUCUGUCAGAAUACUGUGUUUCUCCAGAGCGAAGGGCCAUGAUCAGAGUAUAGCUGUAAGGAGAGGAGGUGUCUAGUAACAUUUUUUUAAGUCCUCAAGUCUCAUCACUUUACAAUUUUCCAAAUUUUGGAAUUUAUUUUUUUUUCCGUAGGCAGAAGGCAUUACAGCACCAUCAACAGAUGGCAGUAAGAGCACCCUAAUUUUCUCCUCACAAAAAUGCAAAGUAUGGUCUAUUAACCACCAGGCACUGAUUUAGUCUCAAGGACAGGUGCUUACACUGAGGUACCAGGUCACCCCACUAUGAAGGAACAGAAUGAGUUCGCAGGAGGGGUGCUGGGGAUACUGGUGAACAUUUGUCAUCUCUGCCACCCUUUUUCUUGCUCCUGAAAGCUCUCAUGUGUGUGACCACGAACACCUAACGGUGAUGAGCCAUAGGGAGAGAUGUUGGGAAGAGAGAACUGAAGGUUGCGGCUGGGAGCACAGCAUAUACUCUGCCUGGGGAAUCUAGCAGGCUGAAUAGGCUGGGUACAGUAGGCCUCUUUCUCCCCAAGAUUUUCCUCCCAGCUGCAUGAUGAUAACCAGAGGAGAGUUAGGGAUAUGUAGCAGUGUAGGAACAGUGCACAGUCCUUGAAAAACUAUACUGCAAGAUGAUUAUACUUUUCUACUAAAAUAAUUUGUUUAUUUUAGGUUGGUUUCUUCUUUUCUUUUUCACAUUGAGAAUCUGCUUGCAGGGAUUGAGAGUUUUAUUUCAUUCUUCUCACCAUCUACUGCAUUUCAGCCCAGCUGGGUGCUUUAGGCUUGCAGCAGAAACCAGAUAGCCCACAUUGAAAUACCUUUCCUGUCACAGGGGUGUGUCUCAUAAAUUUUCUGUAAAAAGUAUGUGGAACAACAGCCCCAUCUAGCGCUCACAUACCUUAAAACUGUAACAGUAAUCCAGAUUGCUGGGUUGACAUCUCUUAAUCACCCAUCACCAGAGAUUUCCAUAACGAAAAGCGUCAGCAGCAGUUCAGCUUUAUGUUCACUCUCAGCGUACUCCACUUUUGUGAUCUGAGCCUGUACAGCAGUUACCACUGGCGCCUCCUGUACUAAAUUUAAGGCAAAGCAUGCUUCUGUAAAACAGCUACAGAAGCAAGAGAAGUUAGCACCAGUGCACUGCCAAUCUGUAUGCCCAAACACAUUUCCUUAGCUAUUCAUUCCUUAUCCUCUAUUAAGUAACACUUAAUAAGCAUGUCGCAAAUCAGUCAAAAAAAUUUUUUUUUUUCUUGUUAUGCAGACACCUGGACAGGUACUGGAAUCUGUAUUCCCCCUGGUUCAUUUUGCCUGAGUAGAUAGGACAGGUCUUAUAUCCACCGUUGGUUAUCAGCUUUAAUGAAGAAGCGUGUAAAGCUUAGCAAAGAGGUUAUGGACUUGACCCUGAAAAACCUAUUAAGGGUAGUGGAUGCUUUGGUGUUUAAUGCUGCAACGCUUUUACUGUCCUUGUCAUAACCAAAUCUACUGGUCUUAGUUAUGUACUUCAGCUGUCCACAAGGUGAGAGUUGGAUGCCUAAGAGCGAACUACCCAAGAGCCAUCAAAUCGAGCCAAAUGUUGCGUGGCCCAAACAGCCUGUAAUGGUGUAGCUCAAAGCACAUUCCUCUCCUGAAUAUAAACAGCUACCUUUCCUGUAAAACAGAGGACGUCCUGCAGCCCCUCUUCGUCUGGCAGCUCAGGUGCUGCCACACUCAUCAGAGCUGCCUGAAUUCUCAACACUGUUAAUGGAAACUCUUAACAGUUUCUUACUGAGAAACAGAUGAGACUUAGCUAAAAGGGCAACAAGCAGCCUCCUGGGAAAUUCUGAUGGUUUGAACUGUGCCUUUGCAGUGAGAAGGAGCUGUGGCCAUUACACAUGGCCACUUAGAGAUCUCGAUCCUUGUCAGAACGUCACCUAGAGCUCUGUUUAGAAUAUUUAUUUAAUUUAGUACUAGUGAUUUCCAAUUCUUGAUUAUUAUAGCUCCAAUUCAGGUUAUCUCAGGCUCAAGAAGAUAAUCCAUACUAGCUGUUUUACUUGUUGGCAUAAAUGGUUUCAAAAUUUCAGUCCAGAUCCUUGCAGUGAUUUUUCCUAAAAUGUGUGUGGAGAGAUUAUUGUAUCUCUAACAGCCUAUUUACACAUACUAGUAUUAAAAUAUGUUCUUUUUGCUGACAUUCUUAGAGAAGCAAAGAACUUGAGAACAAAAGGGGUGCACAACAUUCCUUCCCAUUCAUUUCCUCCAGGGCAAGGACUGUAUCACCUAGGCACUAUUGGUAUGAAAGUGGCAGUGUCUUUUCUGUGUAAAUUCUAUUAAUACUGAUUUCUGUUUUAUAGCACUGCCUCCUCCCUGCUCUGAACCGCUGUAAAAUGCGUUUACAUUUUUUCAACAAAAACCUAUUAUGAUAUUGUCUGAUUUUUCUGUUUCUGAUAAACUAUUGUCUACUUGCAUGGUUUGAUGUAGGUGCUUUAGGUUUCAAUCACUGGAAUACACACAUAGGCAGGAAGUUUACAACAUUCUGAGGUGACAUGUAAUUUUACACACAGACAGUUCUCUGUGGCUCCUCAAAAAGUCAUAUAGUGAAUAAAGAGGACAGAUGGCAUCUUCCCAUUUAUAGAAAGCCAGACUAAAUAAAGGCUUGUGGAGAUACUAGUUAG
Phalacrocorax carbo (great cormorant) is the source of this 5201-nucleotide messenger RNA. Lineage: Eukaryota; Metazoa; Chordata; Aves; Suliformes; Phalacrocoracidae. The record is from RefSeq and is a predicted model, not a curated record.